UUGCUUGCUUUAGCCGCGGCAUCACAGUUCCUGUGUUGUAGACUCGAUCCUUUUAUUUCUUCUCAGUGUUUGCUUGCACCAGAUGAUUCGCAUUUUAAAGAUUUUAAUAUUGGCAGUUGGUUCCGUCAACUUCAGGUUAACGUUUGUAAGUGUUAAAUCUGGGUCGAUGUGAGUGAGAGAGAGAGAAAGAGAGAGAGAGAGAGAGAGAGAGAGAGAGAGAGAGAGAGAGAGAGAGAGAGAGAGAGAGAGAGAGAGAGAGAGAGAGAGAGAGAGAGAGAGAGAGAGAUAAGAGGUUUCCUGAAAGCUGAGUGGUACAGUGCUGCUGUUGUGUGCUAGUGGUGGUGAUGGGUUGCUCAGUGUCAGCACAAGCAGUGCAGGGAGAGGGUAGGGUGAGGCAAGGGAUGCUCCGAACCUGGAUGACAGGUAUAUAGCAAGCUUCGCAGCAGAAACGAGCGAUAUUCAAGAAAUUGUGUUCAUAGUGAAGAAAGUCGGCUGCAAGGUGCUGUGAAGUCUUCCGAGUAACACAUUGCUGCCAGUAAUGAUCUAGAAGAUAACUCCAGUGCCAAAUUAGCAAUGUUCAACCACAGCAGUAAUAAUAACACUUGCAACAUAUAUUUCAUAGAUGACGAUGCCCCAGAAUGGUUGUGUUGGGUUCGGUUGCUCAUGUCUCUGGUGCUGGUUGCCGAGUCUGUGCUCACUGUCUAUGUGAUCAGUAACAGUGUCAAGAUGCGGAAGAAGUCCUCAACGAUACUGGUCACCAACCUGGCUCUCAGUGGUGGCUUGUGUGGAGCACUAGUCGCUCUAUUUACCUUGGUGAAGCUGACGUACUUACCAGAGCCACACUCACUUCCUCAACACUUCUGCAUCAUCAUCAUCCCGCGUUACUUCCACAUCGUCUCCGUCCUCUGUCUCUCUUGUCUGGCUCUGGAUCGCUAUCUGGCUAUCUGCUGGCCCCUACACUACCACAGUUUAAUGACUGAUAACCAGUGUAAAGCUCUAGGCAUGAGCUGCUGGAUUCUGCCGGUGUUAGCACUAAUCAUCCUGAUCCUAAGAGCUGCUUUCAUCCACUGCUUCAGUGCCUUCCCCUUCCUCACCACGUAUAUCAUUGCUUUCUCCAUAGCACUGUCCAUAGUAGUGUUCAUGUAUGCUCUAAUGGCUCGAGAGUUCAGGCUGAAUCGGCAUCAAGGGCCACAUGUCAACAAAGCGAUGGAGGAGGACAACCGUCGCCUGCGAGAGAAAACAGCUCGAGAUGUCCUCGUCAUGGUGUUCCUCAACCUGCUCCUGGCUCUCCCCGAUGUGAUCGUGAAGCUGGUGUGGGUGAUAACCAAGAGGACUCCCAACCUUAGUUACCACAUCAGUCCCCUGCUACUCUUUCUCCACGAGCUGGUGUGUCUGCCGCUGCUCGCCUGGAGGAAUGCUGACUUCAGGCACGCCCUCAACUCCUGCUGUUGCGCCUCCAGGAAGAACGCUUCAGAAAGGGGAGCUUCACAAGUCACCCUGGACAGCCAGCUCUCUAAACAGUGAUUUUUUUUUUUUUUUUUUUUUUUUUUUUUUUUUUUUUUUUUUUUUUUUUUUUUUUUUUUUACCUUCCCUGCCCCUCCACUUUCCCCCAGUUCAGCCAAGAUAAUCCUCCCCAAAUCACCUAAUAUACCCCCCUUCCCAAGGUUACCCGAGACUGUCAGCUCUAGAAACAGAAACGAAGAACUAAGUAAAUAUCAAAUUUUUGUGAAAUUUGCCCACAAAGUUAGUGUUGUAGGGAGGUCAGGUUCCUGAAUAAAUUAUUACUAUUGUUAUAUUCAUGGACAAACACUAAACCCUUAAAAAAUCUAGCAACGCCUUGGGAAGUGGAGGCACUCAGUGUUGAUCCAAGGAAGAGGAAGAGUAGUUCCAGUUCCUCGAAUCAAAAGUUCUUCACCAGCAUCAAGGAUCCCUUCCCUACCUCCUUGAAGAGUUACUUGACUUGAAAGAUUAUUAGACUCGUCAAAAUAUAUAUUUAUAUAAGUCCGUCAUUGAAGUCUGGUGGAGAAGUUACUGUGUCAAGAAGAUCGACUUCUUAUACGUGAGAUUAAAUCUUACAUAAUUCUUUCAUGCAGUGUUUGGGAUGAUUAUUUGGGACUGCCUAUAACUAAUUUAUUUCCAUUACCUUAUUUACGACAUUAUAUCCGGAUAAUUAUUUGUUUCUAAUUGUGACAUUCUGCCGCAUAUUUGUGUGUGUGUGUGUGUGUGUGUGUGUGUGUGUGUGUGUGUGUGUGUGUGUGUGUGUGUGUGUGCGCGUAUGUGUGUGUGUGUGUGUGCGUAUGUGUGUGUGUGUGUGCGCGCGCGUGUGUGUGUAUGUGUGUGGGCAAAUUUUUUGCUUUUAAUUGCUUAUUUCAGGUCACUUGAAUAUAUUUAAUAUUGUUAUUUUACCGUCUUAUGAUGUAAAUUUACCAUAUGUCUCUGAUAAUUUUGUGGAUUAUGACUUAGAUACUGAUUCCCUGAUAGUAGUAUGUUGUGAGAUCAGUCAUUUAUAGUGGAUUUCUCACAGGGGAACACUGUUUUUGAGUAUUAUCUGUUUCACGGUGGUUAUAUACAGUGAGGUUAGUCAUCCUUCAUGGCAGUACAACGGAGAAGGUCUGCUGUCUCAUACAAGGAGAGG
Molecule: messenger RNA, 2635 nt
Organism: Cherax quadricarinatus
Lineage: Eukaryota; Metazoa; Arthropoda; Malacostraca; Decapoda; Parastacidae
Product: delta-type opioid receptor
Biological process (GO): G protein-coupled receptor signaling pathway
Cellular component (GO): plasma membrane
Molecular function (GO): G protein-coupled receptor activity
Source: RefSeq, a predicted model, not a curated record